Molecule: messenger RNA, 861 nt
Organism: Strigops habroptila (Kakapo)
Lineage: Eukaryota; Metazoa; Chordata; Aves; Psittaciformes; Psittacidae
Gene: MZB1
Product: marginal zone B and B1 cell specific protein
Exons: 4
Coding region: 2-580 (192 amino acids)
Biological process (GO): regulation of B cell proliferation
Cellular component (GO): extracellular region; endoplasmic reticulum chaperone complex
Source: RefSeq, a predicted model, not a curated record
GAUGCGGCCGGCGCUGGUGUGGCUGAUUCUGAGCCUGCUGACCGUGACAGGAGCCGAGGGGAUGUGCAGGGACCCCCCCGCGACCCCGGCCCGCUCCAUCCCCGCACCGCGGCUCAGCGCCGAGGAGCAGCUCUCGCCCCACAUGCCCGAGUCCCUGCGCUGCGAUGCCUGCCACGCCAUCGCCUUCCAGAUUGAGGAGCAGCUGAGCAGGGCGGAGGGGAAGGUGGGCAAGAAGGUGCUGAGUGAGUCUGACUACAUGGAGGUGCUGGAGAGGAGCUGCUCGCAGGGCUGGGAGAGCUACGGGGUGCAGGAGCUGGAUGGGGAGAAGCGGCUGGCAGGGCCAGGGCUGCCAGUGCAGGAGCCCAUGAGUGUGAUGGUGACGGGGGGCCCCUGGCCGGGCAGGCUGUCCAAGAUGUGCCUCAGCGCCGUGGGGGAGCGGGGCGAGGCGCAGGUCUACGGGGCGCACCAGCGGGGCCCGGCCGCGCUGCGGGAGCUGCUGUGCCACGGCGACAAGGGGCCCUGCGCUGGCGGCAAGGCCGGGGGGCCAGCCCCCCACAAAGCACUGCAGAACGAGCUGUAGCCCUGCUGCAGUUAAUGCUUAAUGCCCCGGCGACCUUCGGAACCGACUUCGUCCCCAGCGGCAGCCGCCGCACGCCGGGAGGUGGGAGCUUCCCAUCACCGUGUGUCACCCAUCAUCAGAGUCGCCGCGUCCCUCCUGCCCGGCGCUGCCGGAGUGAUGCUGCCAACACCCAGUGUCCAGGCCCCCGCCCCGAGCGGGGCACUGCUCCGAGCUCUAAUGUUUGACCAGCGCGGUGCCGAGCGCCAGUGGUGCCAGCCCUAAUUAAAGGAGUUAAUAGCUGA